Messenger RNA from Racocetra persica, 1230 nucleotides. The record is from the annotation of a GenBank genome assembly. NCBI's taxonomy places the organism in Eukaryota, Fungi, Glomeromycota, Glomeromycetes, Diversisporales, Gigasporaceae.
ACAUGUCAACUCAGACCACCACUAAUACCUCCUAAUAGUAAGACUAUGUCAUUCGAUAGCUCAGGUCCCGUCACCCAACAAGAAAUUAAUUCGUUUAUUAGUUUUAUAGAAAACCCUUCUAGAAUACCCACAACUGCGCUGAAUAAUGAAAUAGCGGAGGGGCAAGCUGGUCAAGACGUAGAGGCUUUAGGCUUAAUGUAUGAAGUUACCAAAAACCCUCAAAUACUUGAUAGAAUGAUAAAUUAUUCUGAUACUUUUUUGUCACUCCGAAAUGAUCCUAUAAAUGGUCGAAUUAUGUGGACUGGACAAAGAGAGCUUGUCUGGUGUACAAAGGCUGAUAAUGAAUCCCUUGCUGGUUACGCAGGUUCUGAAGGUCUUAAUACAAUUGGGCAUAUAGCAUACACGGCUUACCAUAUCCUUAAAACUCCUUGCCUCUGGAACGAAAGUGUUACAGGCAAUGAUACUUAUAAAUAUGGUACAACAUAUAAAGAGCGUGCGCUGACUUAUGUAACUGAAAUGGACAAGACUAUUGAUACCUAUUAUUUAAAAUAUUUCAUUCGUGAAAAUGAUUCGAGAAUUUAUAAUCCAAACUCUUCUGCAUGGACGAAUCUUGGUGAAAUGACUGCAAAUUCUCCAAUGCCUUGGAACCGACAACAAAUGAUGACAAAUGGAUUUUUAAGAAUGGCAGAAUGUCAUGAAAUUAUCGGUGAUGAUGAAUCUCGGGUUAAUAAAUAUUUUAAUAUUAUACAAGUUUCUAUUGAUUGGAUGGUCAGCAAUUUUAUCCCAGUUAAGUCUAAGAAUAAUCAUAACGUAUAUACAUGGAGUUAUUCCGAGGCAACUAAUUCUACAGAAAAAAUUGGUAUUCAUGCUCUUUAUGAUAUUUGGGGUAUGUAUCGGGCAUGGCAGAGAAAAGAUAAAUUAAAUGUUAGCAAGGAUGUUAUGGUAGACGGUACAUAUAAUAGUACAACUACAACUACCUUAUAUGGACCUUGGGCAUUUUACGCUGAAUUUAUUCCUGACUGGUAUAAAUUUGUCGCUAAUGUAAAUAUAAAUAAUGUAAAAACUGGUCCAGAGUAUAUAGGUGCACUUCUUUGGGUAAAAAAUUCGCGUAUGUCUCUCACCUCUCCUCCUAACACUGAAAUAAUAGUUCUUAUACUCACAUUAGUUUUCACGCUUCUAGCUGUUGCGCUUAAACUAUUUCACAAGCACAGACAUUCCCUUCGUUCUUAG